AUGGAGACCCACCAGAUACCCAGGAGCCCCCGAGGACGGCUGCUGCUGCUGCUGCUGCUGCUGCUACUUUUGUCCUGGGGCCACCGCACGGCCUCAGGAGCCGCCCUGCCUCCCGCGGGGGUCUUCAGACUCCACACCCCCAGCCGGGCUUGGGCGGUUCCGGCCACCCCCCAGUCGCGUCGGAGCCUGGCGCUGGCGGACGAUGCGGCCUUCCGGGAGCGCGCGCGGCUGCUGGCCGCCCUAGAGCGCCGCCACUGGCUGAACUCCUACAUGCACAAGCUGCUGGUGCUGGACGCGCCCUGA
Molecule: messenger RNA, 303 nt
Organism: Lipotes vexillifer (Yangtze River dolphin)
Lineage: Eukaryota; Metazoa; Chordata; Mammalia; Artiodactyla; Lipotidae
Gene: PTH2
Product: parathyroid hormone 2
Exons: 2
Coding region: 1-303 (100 amino acids)
Biological process (GO): neuropeptide signaling pathway
Cellular component (GO): extracellular region
Source: RefSeq, a predicted model, not a curated record